CUGGAUCAGGCCUUAGCUCUCUGUGUUGAUAGGCUACUCGUUUUUCCAAAGAGGAGGAUCUCCGCGGCUUGGGGAGAAAGGGAACAAGGGCAACUGGGUGCACUUUGUCUUUAACAGGCUCCGGGCCAAAAAUCCGCGCUUGCACGCUCGCAGGCAGCGGCGGCGUAACAAUAUCCCCACGUGACUGCCAUGAAAGCCUCUGUUCCAACCAGCCAGGCACCGAGGGAGGGAAAGAAACUUACAAGAGGUCGGAGAAGAGGCGCCGCUCGUCAUUUACGCACUAGAGAGAGAAGCCAAACCUCGGGGAUGUGAUACGAAAUUGACCAGAAAGGGCCGGGAAAGACGGAAUUGGCCACGCUUCUGCCCUCCCCUCUUUUCUCUCCACUUCUCCGCCGUUUUGCUUCGCUCUCCUGUCACUCUUCUUCCUCCUUCGAAUGCCCCCUUUCCCUCGCCGCCUCUUCCUUACUUUUGGAUGACUUUCUCCCCCACAACCCCAUCUCCCUCCCUUCUUCUCCCCGGCUGCAACUGCGCCCCGAUCUCCAAGGUAACGCCUCUCGCAGCAACAUGCCGGAGCAGAUCAGCGUCUCCGAGUUCGUGGCCGUGACUUCGGAGGAUCUCAGCUCGCCGGCGGCUUCCAGCUUCGCCUCCAAAUUGCAGAAGUGCCGGGGGGCCGUGGUGGCGCUGGAAGAGAGCCUGGAUGGAGACCAAGCCAUUCUCCAGCGGAUCAGGAAAUAUGUGAAAGCUAUUCAUGCUUCUGGGCUCACGCAUGUGGAGAACGAGGAGCAGUACAGCGAAACUCUGGAGAACUUUGGCAGCAACCACCUUUCUCAGAACAAUCACGAGCUUUCCACCGGAUUCUUGAAUCUGGCUGUCUUCACCAGGGAAGUGACAGCACUUUUCAAAAACCUGGUGCAGAAUCUGAACAAUAUUGUCUCCUUUCCUCUGGACAGCUUGCUGAAAGGGCAACUUAAAGAUAGCCGGCUGGAUUCCAAGAAGCAGAUUGAAAAGGCCUGGAAGGAUUAUGAGACCAAAGUAGCAAAGAUGGAAAAGGAGAAGGAGCGAGCCAAGAUAUCUGGAGUCAUUCAGGCCGAACCAUCGGCUGCAGAAAUCGCCGAGGACCUGCAGAAGGAGCGCCGCACUUUCCAGCUUCAGAUGUGUGAGUAUCUUCUGAAAGCCAACGAAAGCCAAAUGAAGCAAGGACCAGACUUUCUGCAGAGUCUUAUCAAGUUCUAUCAUGCACAGCACAAUUUCUUCCAAGAUGGCUGGAAGGCAUCUCAGAACCUGUACCCAUUCAUUGAGAAGCUAGCAACGUCUUUACAUGCACUUCAUCAGGUGAAGGAAGAGGAGGUCAAGCAGCUCACUCGCAUUCGUGACUCCCUCCGAGGCAUCCUGCAGCUAGAGAACAAAGGGGAAAACCUCAGCAGGAAGAACUCCGGCAGUGGCUACAGCAUCCACCAGCACCAAGGGAACAAGCAAUAUGGGACCGAGAAAUCGGGCUUUCUGCACAAGAAAAGUGAUGGGAUUCGGAAAGUGUGGCAGAAGAGGAAGUGUGGCGUGAAGUACGGAUGCCUCACUAUUUCGCACAGCACGAUAAAUCGGCCUCCCGUCAAGUUAAAUCUGUUGACCUGCCAAGUGAGGCCUCAUCCAGAGGAUAAAAAGUCCUUUGACCUUGUGACACAUAACAGGACUUACCACUUCCAAGCAGAGGAUGAGCACGAAUGUAUUGUGUGGGUGUCGGUGCUCCAGAACAGCAAGGACGAAGCACUCAGCAACGCUUUCAAGGGGGACCCAGGGGGGUGCGUGUCUUCGGCUGGCAGCAUGGCAGAUGGGGGGCUGCAAGAGCUGACCAAACUCAUCAUUGGCGAGGUGAAGAACAUGCCAGGCAACAGGCAAUGCUGUGACUGCGGAGCCCCAGAUCCCACGUGGCUCUCCACCAACCUUGGCAUUCUGACAUGCAUCGAGUGUUCAGGGAUCCACCGUGAGCUUGGGGUGCACUACUCCCGAAUCCAGUCUUUGACCCUGGAUGUGCUCAGCACUUCUGAACUGCUGCUGGCAGUCAGCAUUGGCAAUGCCAAGUUUAAUGAAGUCAUGGAGGCCACUUUGCCAGUCCCCGUUAGCCCAAAACCCUCCUCAAGCAGCGAUAUGAAUGCCCGGAAGGAAUUCAUCAUGGCCAAGUACAUGGAGCGCAAGUACGUUCACAAAGCGGCCAGGGAUGAGCCUUGCCGCCUCUGGGAAGCAAUCCGGAGCAGGGAUCUCCUGGCUCUGCUUCAGGCCUUUGCAGAGGGCCACGACCUGUCCAAACCUCUAGCCAGCCCCGAAGGCCAGGAACCAGGUGAGCGGGCUUUGCAUCUGGCAGUGCGCUAUGCCAACAAGACCUCCCUCCCACUGGUUGACUUCAUUAUUCAGAACGGGGGACAUCUGGACCGGCCCACUCCAGAUGGGAGCACAGCCCUGCAUUAUGGGGCCCAGUAUAAUCAGCCCAACUGCAUCAAGCUCCUGCUGAAGGGGAAAGCUUCUACAAACGCAGUAAAUGCAGCUGGCGAAACCCCUCUGGAUGUGGCGAGGAGGUACAAGCAUACCGAGUGUGAAGACUUGCUGGAGCAAGCCCAGGCGGGGAAAUUGGCUCCCCAGAUACACUUGGACUAUGACUGGGAAACCCCUCAGGAGUUUUCUUACGACAGUGAAGAUGAGCUGGACGAGAAGGUGAGCCCACUGCAGCGGUCUUUUGGGUCUUCAUCGUCUCCGACCACAGGCCAGCCUGCCCUCUUCCCUCCAAACAGGUGGAGUUGCACAGGUAUAGACAUCAGCAACAAGACCUACGAGACCAUCCUGGUCCCCUCACGGCCUGGCCUGCGAAGCUCAAAGAGUGAGGAGACCCCACCGCCGCUCCCAGUCAAAAACCCCACCAGAGGGAGUUCCAAGACAAAACCAGGGCAGAGUGCUUUGGACACCUCAGAGUCCUUGCCUCAGUCGCCAGAUGUCCCUGAGGGGCGGCACUUGUCCACUUCCAGCGCUCCUGGAGUGCCAGAUGGUGGCAUGUCCCGGCAGCCGCCGAGCUUCCGCAAUUCUGCGGAAGUCAAAGGCACAGCCUACUGGGAAACCUGCUCCGAAAUGGAAAGCGGAUCCCUGCGCAGAAGAUCGGACCCCAGUCAGGCGACAGUGCUACAGCCUUCUCCUGGGACCUCUCCAGAACAAGGACAAGCCAACCCAGUCAAGUUCAGCUCUGAGAGCACCCGAUCCUAUCGGCGGAUCAGUAGUGGCUCGGUGGGCAAGUUGCCUGGCACGCCACUUUCCCCUCAGAGCUCUGGUUGCCCAGAAGAUCUGUCUUCCCAUAAGUCUCCGUUGCUGGCUCAGACGCCUCCCCCUGUGCCGAUGCCAAGGAGGUUUGCUCCGGCUAAGGGACGGCCGAAGAGAGUCAUGGCCUUGGUUGACUGCAAGGGGGACAAGGCUCGGGAGCUGACUUUCUCCAAGGGUGAAGUGAUCGUGGUGACGCGGGAAGAGGAUGAUCAAAGUUGGAUUGGUUUCAUUGAAGGUGAUGGCACAAGAACGGGAGUUUUCCCCUCCAGCUUUGUCCACCCAUUGCAAGACUGAUAGGACCAUUUUGUUCACGUUCCAGCUGCAGAGAUGAGUCUGCCUGAGCUGCUUUGCAGACCUAAGGCGGACUCGCCCCAUCUCCUUUGAGCCUGCUCUUCUACAUAGGAUGCCACCUGCACAAUCACUUCCUUGAUCAUAUCCUUGGGAAGAAGCCAUUGGCUUUGGCUUGGCUACUGUUUUCGUUGCUGUUGUUAAGCAGGACCAGGAGAAAGGACGGGAGCUCUGCCGAUGUUGCUUGGUUGACUUUUUCUGGCUUCUUUUUGCGGCCUUAUCUUCUUGUUGGCUGUUGGAAGCUCCAUCUCCAAGUCAUCUCUGCCACCGUUUGAUUUUCUCGCUCGAGACCAAAUGUACACUUGGGUGGGGUUCAGACGCCUAGUGCAGUGUUUGGCUUCGUAGCAAUCUUGGCUUCUGUUAUGACAGUCACGAGGGACGAGCCCUGCUUCUAAAAGAAAUCUGAAAACAUGCAGCAAAUGCAUAUAUGCUGGAGACUUGGAAAACCAAGCCAGGCCUUGGGCAGGGCUUCAUAAAGGGCAGAGCUGCUGCACAUCCUGCCCCGGUCCCAUGAGGAUUCACGUCUCCCUUCCCCCAGAGGAGGUCAAAAACUCUACCCUCAUGGAUCCGUUUCUGCAUCUCUUCAUCCAGUGCAGAGUAUCUUCACAUCUGCUCUCUGCAGAGGAUUCUGGGAGCCUUGGUUGGUCCCAACUGGCCUAGUCAGUUGAGAGUGCCCUUUAGGGGAAGGGCUGCAGCUCAGUGGUAGAGCACCUGCUUUUCAUGCGUAAAGUCCCAGGUUCAAUUCCCGACGGCAUCUCCAGGAGGGGAUGAAGAAGGCUCCUGCCCGAAGCCCUGGAGCGCUGCUGCCAAUCAGUGUCAACCAUGCUGAGCAAGAUGGGCCAAUGGUCUGACUUUGCAUAAAGCAGGUUCCUAUGUGGCUAUAUCUGUUAGGCACCAGGUGUGUGCUGCUGGAGAAGUUGGAUAAUGGUGUGCAAACUCCAGGGCUUGCCUCCGCUGUUCAGCAAAGCUGAGCCAAGAUGCUUUGGGCGACAGAAUUCAGGCACCUUUCAAGGGCUGCAUCCUGCCAGGACAGCCACAGCUUUUCCAUGUCCCAUGGAAGUCACCGCCCUCCAAAUGAAGAAGAUUGAUGAAGGGCAGAACUCAUGUCUGAUAAAGCAAAGCUUUUCAGAGCGUUGGGCACUAGUGGGAAGUGGGGCCAUUUGUAGCUCUUCUUCAGGUUGCAAAAUGUCUUGGGGCCCCUAUGGACUAGGCUGUCUGCCGUUAUCACUCACAGAAUCAUAGAAUGUUUUAAGUCGGAAGGUCCUUAGAGGUCCAACCUCCUGCACACUGCAGGAAUCUUGCAACUGCAGCAUCCCUGACAGAAGCUGGUUGCACCUCUGCUUAAAUACCUUCAUCAAAGGAAAGACCACCACCUCAUGAGGCUGUCUGUUCCUCUGUCGAACAGUUCUAGCCAUUAGGACAUGUCUCCUAUUAGGCAAAAUCUGUUUCCUUGUGACUUCCACUCUACUCUACUCCUGGAGUAACAGAGAACAAACUGAUUUUCUACAUUAUGGAGCUUCUGAUAACUUCCUGUGGAAUCUGUGAGUUCUGUAGAGUAAUGUUUUGAAACCACUGCUACUCACAACUUGGAAGCUUUUCAGGCUGAAUCCAAACUUGUGACAGUGGGACCUUGACUUAUGAGCUACUCGACACCCGGCGUUUUCGACUUACGAGCGGAAAAAGUGGCCGCAUGCUUACGAUUUUUUCGACAUCCGAACUGAAAACCCGUUUGCGGCUAGAUGCGGUUUCCUCGACUUACGAGUUUUUCCAUUUCCAAUGCAUUCCUAUGGGAAACCGCUUUUCCUAUGGGAAACUCGACUUACAAAGUUUUCGACCUACGAGUGUGCAUUCGGAACGGAGUAAAUUCGUAAGUCGAGGUCCCACUGUAUUUGGAUUUGGGCACCAGCCACCACUAGGAAGGCAGGGAGGCCAACAGCAGGCGGACCUAGAGCCAAGGACAGAUGCAGACAAGUAAUUCUAGUUUUCUCCCUGUCCUGUUCCCUGCUGAGUUGUACAGGGGCUGUGGAGGAGGCUGGGAGCCAGGACUGGUUGUCAUUAAGAAGACAGGCCAGUGUGGGCUGGCUGAGAGCAGACGGAGGUUGGUAGGGCAGUAUGCCAUAAGAUCCAGCCCAAUAUUUUUAGAACAGCUCAGCCAGUUUGGAAAGUGCCCUUGUCCCAUUUUUGAUCUCUCCUGCCAAGCUAGGAGAAAACCAAUUCUGCAAGUCUGCAGCAUGGUUAAAUUUUGAACAAAAAGGAAAGCAGCUGUGGGAGUUGCCAAAUUGGCAAUUCUCCCCGACAAUGAAAUCCCUCCCCAAAUCCCACAAUUAGGAUUGCAACUGUUUUUAAAAAUGUUACUUUAAAAAAUGGAAUGUGAACACACCACUUCAAAUGUUCUAAUAGGUGGAUAGCCCGUCAGAAAGAUGAGUAGAUGUCUGAACCUGUGGGGUCGUCUUGCUGGUAGGUAUAUCUGCUGUGGAAAUAGCAAAUCCAGUCUGGCUCUCAUGGGUGAAGAACUCACUGUGACUGCCCACAUCCGUCCUCGCCUUCAAAUGCUCCAGUCUGGUUUGACCAGUUUUAAAGAGAAGCAAUAUUGCCAUACAUGCUCUGUCCCUUUCCCCAGGGUGCGAAAAGUUCAGGGCAAUCUUUAAACAGUUGGUUCUUUUCCGCAGUGAGCACCCUGCAGAUUUCUUUGCAAAGGAUGAAUGAAUAAUGUGGAUGCAUCAGCCAGCGAAAGCUUUGCUGGUUCCAAAACGGAAUCAAACCAGGCCCCAGAUGUAAGAUGACUUAAACAAGCAAUGCUGUUUUAAGGUGCUUUUUCAGCACCAAGAACAACCAGAGCUAAAUUUUUUUUUUGCUCAGCUACCAGCUGUAGAUGAGUAGCUUGGUGGGGAGAGCAUCUGCUUUGCAUGCAGAAGGUGGUCUCGAUCCCUGGCAUCUCCAGGCACAGAUAGGAAAGAUUCCCUACCUUAAACCCUGGCGAGCUGCUACCAGAUAAUAAACAAUCCAUCUAGCUUGGUUUUUAUCUGGCUCAGUAUAAGGGAGGCUUUUAUGUUCCUUUUAAGUAAAGCCUCGUACAUUGGGCAGAAAGUCUACUAGCAUAGUAAGUAUUGUUCUCUCAGCCAACUUCAGCCUACAUUCUCCAGGAAGAAGGGACGUGGGGACAAGGGGCAUUAUGCAGUUUGCUGUGUUCAUGUCUUUCUGCUUCGUUGUCAUGUGCCCGACAGUCCUGUGGAACUCACUGACACAGAAUAUGGUAGGACUAAUAGGUCAAUUAAUGCCUGUUUCACUUUGUGCAGUUCCUGACCAAAUACACGAAUGGAAUAAGCAUUGAGGUGACUGGAUGGGACAAACAGGAAACUCCCAUUUUCAUUCUCAAACCUGGAUUUGUGUGUGUAUUCUGUGCACAGAAUCUGGCUUCUGGCACAAAGUAUGCCUACCUAAUUAUCUCAGAUCUUCCUCUACUUCUCUAAAAGUUAGGAUUCUAAUUGUCUCAAAGACAAAAGAGAGAGAGAGAGAGGGUGAUAUAAAGGGGGGCUGCAACAAAACGUUGCAAUACAAAGUGCUUGUUCAUGAUUCCAGCCGCUGGCAUAGCAAUCCUUGUACUCUAUCCCAAGUCAUUCCUUGCUGCCCAGCAGCCCUUUAAGAUCACUCUGUAAAUAUGUAAUUAUUGUGUAGUACAGGAGUUGCCAACCUUUUUGGGUCAGUGGCCCACAUUUAGAACUUUU
Zootoca vivipara (common lizard) is the source of this 7370-nucleotide messenger RNA. It is a transcript of the gene ASAP3, whose product is annotated as ArfGAP with SH3 domain, ankyrin repeat and PH domain 3. NCBI's taxonomy places the organism in Eukaryota, Metazoa, Chordata, Lepidosauria, Squamata, Lacertidae. Gene Ontology annotation, molecular function: protein binding; GTPase activator activity. The record is from RefSeq and is a predicted model, not a curated record. Gene Ontology annotation, biological process: cell migration; regulation of stress fiber assembly; positive regulation of GTPase activity. Gene Ontology annotation, cellular component: ruffle; intracellular membrane-bounded organelle; cytoplasm.